This is a messenger RNA of Rangifer tarandus platyrhynchus (Svalbard reindeer), 1086 nucleotides long. The record is from the annotation of a GenBank genome assembly. Lineage: Eukaryota; Metazoa; Chordata; Mammalia; Artiodactyla; Cervidae.
AUGAGACAGCUCUGCCUCUCCGCAGCCCUUCUCUUCCUCCUGGUUAUCCUGGUGGACAGCACCCCAGUGAAUAUACACCAUAUCCAGGAUGAAGGUGUGGAGACAAGCCAUAGAAGGGGACCUGAGAAGCGUUCAGUAAUAGAUGUGGUUGCAAGUAUCAUCGAUGGUGUGGCUACAGGUACCAAGAUUGUCAAAAAGGGAGCCAGUAUACUAACAGGACUGGCUGAAAUAAUCAAUAAAGCAAUUAAAGGUCAGGUGAUGAUUUCCAGAAUACAAUUCGAUAACCAUACACUAGAGGAAUUGCCAAAACUCAAUAUUGAAUACUCAACACUCAGUGAGGACAAUAUAGGUGUGGAGACAAGCCAUAGAAGGGGACUUGAGAAGCGUUCAGUAAUAGAUGUGGUUACAAGUAUCAUCGAUGGUGUGGCUACAGGUACCAAGAUUGUCAAAAAGGGAGCCAGUAUACUAACAGGACUUGCUGAAAUUAUCAAUAAAGCAAUUAAAGGUCAGGUGAUGAUUUCCAGAAUACAAUUCGAUAACCAUACACUGGAGGAAUUGCCAAAACUCAGUAUUGAAUACUCAACACUCAGUGAGGACAAUACAGGUGUGGAGACAAGCCAUAGAAGGGGACUUGAGAAGCGUUCAGUAAUAGAUGUGGUUACAAGUAUCAUCGAUGGUGUGGCUACAGGUACCAAGAUCGUCAAAGAGGGAGCCAGUAUACUAACAGGAUUGGCUGAAAUUAUCAAUAAAGCAAUUAAAGGUCAGGUGAUGAUUUCUGGAAUACAAUUCGAUAACCAUACACUAGAGGAAUACCAAACACUCAAGAUUGAAUACUCAACACUCAAUGAGGAGAAUAAAGCAGAUUCUAAGCCUGCCUUCUGCCUGGAGCCUAAAUUAACAGGUCACAGCAAGGCCUCGAGGCCCAGGUACUUCUACAAUGCUGAGACUGGUCACUGUGAGCCGUUUACAUAUGGUGGCGUCGCAGGGAACAAAAACAACUUUGUAACAGAAGAGGACUGCAUGAAGACCUGCGGUCAAGAGGCAGGGUCCCUAGAACAUGCAAAAAGUGGUCCCCAGGAGCCCUGA